Messenger RNA from Rodentolepis nana, 300 nucleotides. The record is from the annotation of a GenBank genome assembly. Lineage: Eukaryota; Metazoa; Platyhelminthes; Cestoda; Cyclophyllidea; Hymenolepididae.
AUGGACCCGGAAAAUCGAGUCAUUCUUAAUGUUGGUGGUUUUCGACAUGAGACUUACAAAGCGACACUGAAAAAAAUUCCAGCCACUCGACUUUCCAGACUUACAGAAGCACUGGCUAACUACGAUCCCCUCCUCAACGAGUACUUUUUUGAUCGACAUCCAGGAGUAUUCGCUCAAAUCCUAAAUUACUACCGAACUGGAAAACUACAUUACCCAACCGAUGUCUGCGGGCCUUUGUUUGAAGAAGAAUUGGAAUUUUGGGGCUUAGACUCCAAUCAAGCAAAUGCCUCUGCAAAUUAG